AUGUCAGAAGUCGCACCUAGCACAGAUGCCACAGCGGCAAAACAAGUGACACAAGAUGCUACAGUCGAGGCUAAAACGUUCACUUGGGUUACCCCGAGUAUCUGGCCGGAUAAUAAGGUGCUGGAUAUAUUGGCGGACCCGAAGGAGGCUGAGAAACUUGAGAAGAUGAGCUCGAAGGAGAUCAAGUAA
Molecule: messenger RNA, 189 nt
Organism: Sphaeroforma arctica JP610
Lineage: Eukaryota; Ichthyosporea; Ichthyophonida
Exons: 1
Coding region: 1-189 (62 amino acids)
Source: RefSeq, a predicted model, not a curated record